This is a messenger RNA of Lizanozyma spartinae, 2829 nucleotides long. Its product is annotated as Mnl1p. The record is from RefSeq and is a predicted model, not a curated record. The transcript has a single exon. Bases 1 to 2829 code for a protein of 942 amino acids. Gene Ontology annotation, biological process: sexual reproduction. Lineage: Eukaryota; Fungi; Ascomycota; Pichiomycetes; Serinales; Debaryomycetaceae. Gene Ontology annotation, cellular component: Tec1p-Ste12p-Dig1p complex; nucleus; Ste12p-Dig1p-Dig2p complex. Gene Ontology annotation, molecular function: DNA-binding transcription factor activity.
AUGGAUGUAGGAGGCACUCCGUUCCGAACGGAUAGUUUGGUGUACGGAGCUUCGGAGGUUACGCUGAAGAAUGGACCCAACUAUUUGGAGCAACAACAGUCUGAGUCUGGUCAUGGAGGAGAAGCAGCAGUACUGAAUUCCGGUACCGGCCUUUGUGGAGGGAUUGAUGGAUAUUCAGGUUUCGGAGGUGAUGGAGAUUUCAAUGAAGGUGGCGGGUUUGGAAGCUCUACUUUUGAGGAAGUCGGCGAAGGGGAAAUGGACUUGGCAAUGUAUGCAGAAGGCAAUCAAUUCCAACAAGAAAGUAAUGGAAAUGUUACUGGUCAGGAUAACGACAAUAUUUCUGGAGGCAUGGGAGCCGCCUCUCAAUAUUUUGAAGUUGGCAGUAGUAACCGUCAGUUUCCUAAUGCGUCACAACGAUGGGGUGGUGAAAAUAUGGAAGUGGAUGAAAGACCCCAGUUUACAAUUGAACUGGAACUUUACUUUGAUCUGAAUAAGGACCUGGUUUUUGGUGCAGAUUUUUUAGGCAAUAGAAAUGGUAUUAGUAUUGGCUCCGGUGGGAAUUAUGGUGCAAAUAAUGAGACCCUUGGGUUUGUAAAUGAUGGAAUAACAGAAGAUUUGGUUAUAAAUCCAAUCACCGAUAAUACCAAUGACAAUAUGAACACUAUAGGGGCAACCCAAGAUACGACUCUGUUUUUUGUGGGUUCCGGUAUGAAUUAUCAAGUGGUUGAUUCGUUGGGGUCUGAUCCAAUCGAUGCAUUGAGUAAGGAAUUUCAUGCUGAUGGACUGCUUGAACAUGAUUUCUUACGAAAACAUGGUGGAGAUGAAAACAAAGAUGUGCUACCUCUGCCUCAACUGCAACAAUACGCUUUAUCAGAAACUCAACUGGGCCAAUCAAAUCAAACCGUUGAUAUUCAAAGCAAACAACCAUUUUUCACUCAACAGCAACAGAAAUUGCAACAGCAACUGCUGAAACUUCAACUUUCUCAACAUCAUAACUUACAUUUCCAACAGGAUCAAAGACGGGAUAGUCUGAAUGAACAUUUGGGUGCUUCCUUAUUACUGCAUGGACCAAAGAGAAACUCUCUGGUACUUGACGAUGAACGUGGUGGUGGACAUCCUCCUCAUUCGAAUUCUGUUCUGAGUCAGCAUUCUCAACAUCAUGCACGAUAUAAGAAUCAAUUGCAUCGUGAAUCUAUUGAUAGUUUAACCUUGUCAUUGCAUUUACAAGAUAAUCCUCAAAUAGGUAACUUCAAUGAGUUAUCGCCGUUAACAACCACAACAUCAUUGACACCCUCCGUUAGUUCUAUGCAUUCAACCCAACCUUCAUUUCUAUCUGCUCAACAAUUUUUCAGUAGGAAUUCAUUUGAACAAAUGCCUCCUGCUCCUUCAUCAACUCGUGGAUCUCUUGAUUUAUACCCUAAAAACAGACAAUCAAUAGAUAGUCAACAAUCAGGAAACCGUAGGGGGAGGUAUACGGAUUUCACCACUUCAUUUUACAAUUACUUCCCUUUUAGAAGUGAUAGGAAUCAGCAACUGUCACCGGUAUCGAACUCAUCUUCACCAAAUUCCCCUGGUGACAAUUUGAAAUCUCCAAAGGAGACUCAACCUCCACCUCAACAAUCAAGGAUGUUAAUAAGGAGUAUCUUUAGAAGUCAGAAUAAUGGGGAAGAUGUUACUAUACCCCGACCAUUGGAAGAUGAUCUCGAGCAGCCUGAUUUUUUAUUGAAGAAUGAAGAUGGUGGUGAACCUUCGGGAUCAAAUAAGAAAGUUAAGAAGCCAAGAAGGGGUUUAUUCAUGCGCUUUAAACCAGUUCCGAAGGAUCAAGUCAUGGAAGAUGGGGGGGUAGUAACGGAAUCAAGAGAUAGUGAGAGUUUGGAUAAUUCCAAUAAGUCUAUAAGUAAGAUCUCAUCUAAUGGAGACAUUGCACCAACAAUUCUGUCCGAUAAAGCUGGUAAUAAUACUAAUAAUAAUACAAUUAAAGAGGAACCGGAUGAUAAGAGCUGGGAACCUGAUUAUGCAGCAUUAUUUCAAAAAGUUGGAAGACGUAAGGUUUAUCCAUCAUAUAAGAAGACCAACACUAAAUUAGGUACCAAAUCCUCACAAGAGAAUAUCAAUGGAUCACUUCAAAAUUCCAUUGGAUCAGGAGAAUCUUCUUCACAAGGGAUGACAGUAAGUAUGUCUAAUGAAGCUGGCAAUGCCAAAUUGGAAGAAGAUGAUGGAAGAUCUUCAAUAGCUGAAUCACAUUCAUCUCGAAAUACUGAUUUAUCAGGUAUGGAACAAAUACUGGGUACCAGUGAGACGUCUCAAAGUAAUGGAUCUACGUUAGCCACGGCAUCUAAGAGAAUAUUAGGAUCCAAAUUAUUGCUUAUGAAGAAAACCAAGGAUGCAUCUGCUGCCACUUUAGCCUCUGUUGAUUCCCAGGAUCGUUCUCAGAAUGAAGAAGGAGUAGAAGUUGAAGUUGACUUGAGUUCACUUAAAUUACCUGCCAACACCCAAGUGUAUCAAACUGUUAAGACUAAGAGUAAGACUAGAGGAAGAAAGGAAAAUAAACAAGCUGACAUGGUUGAUUCAAGUAAGAUAUUUUUAUGCAAUUAUUGUUCUAGACGGUUUAAAAGACAAGAACAUUUAAAGAGACAUUUCCGUUCCUUACACACAUGUGAAAAGCCUUAUGAUUGUCCUCAUUGCCAUAAGAAGUUCAGUCGACUGGAUAACUUGAAUCUGCAUUUAAAGACCCAUAAACGUGAAGGAGAAGACGACGAUAUUCCAGAGAUUCCUGAAGAGUCAAUGGAUACGGAUAUGCCCGAGUCACAGCAAACCAAUGUGGUAUAA